This is a messenger RNA of Peromyscus eremicus (cactus mouse), 9333 nucleotides long. RefSeq names its product HIVEP zinc finger 2 (gene Hivep2). Gene Ontology annotation, cellular component: nucleus. The record is from RefSeq and is a predicted model, not a curated record. NCBI's taxonomy places the organism in Eukaryota, Metazoa, Chordata, Mammalia, Rodentia, Cricetidae. The transcript has 6 exons. Gene Ontology annotation, biological process: regulation of transcription by RNA polymerase II. Bases 389 to 7696 code for a protein of 2435 amino acids. Gene Ontology annotation, molecular function: RNA polymerase II cis-regulatory region sequence-specific DNA binding; DNA-binding transcription factor activity, RNA polymerase II-specific.
UCAUUGUACUUUAGUGAAGCUGGCUGUUGAACUUUGCUGUAGUUGAUGGGAAAAAUUUCUCCUGGACUAUUCCGCACCCUAAUUUCAUCCUAGUUGAAAAAUAUUCAAAUGCCAUAAGGAACCUUUGUAGCUUUGCACUUUGCUUUCGAAGAUGGACAUUUCUAGGAUGGAGAGAACUGUACUAUAGCUUGGUUCAAGGACAUUGCCAUCCAAUGCCCACUGACUACAGUGUGAAUGUGGAAGGUUCCAGAGAGAGGGAACAAUCCACAAGUUUGCAGACAACCAGGAACAUGGAAGCAACCCAGAUUUAAAAAGCACAGCCUUGGAGACACUCCAUGAGUCUGCUUGGCUUCCAGGCAAAGUAGCACUUAAGACCUUGUGUAACAAAAUGGACACUGGGGAUACAGCUCUAGGACAAAAAGCUACCUCAAGGUCUGGAGAAACUGACAGUGUGUCAGGUAGAUGGAGGCAGGAACCAUCAGCUGUUAUUAAGAUGAGCACUUUCGGCAGUCAGGAAGGACAGCGGCAGCCACAAAUAGAUCCCGAGCAAAUCGGAAAUGCAGCAUCAGCACAACUGUUCGGUGCUGGGAAGCUGGCCUCGCCUGGCGAGGGGCUACAUCAAGUCACAGAGAAGCAAUACCCACCACACCGUCCGAGCCCCUACCCAUGCCAACAUUCCCUCUCCUUCCCUCAGCACUCAUUGCCACAGGGCGUCAUGCACAGCAACAAGCCGCACCAGAGCCUAGAAGGCCCUCCAUGGCUUUUCCCUGGCCCCUUGCCAUCUGUUGCCUCCGAGGACUUAUUUCCUUUCCCUAUCCACAGCCAUGGCAGUGGCUAUCCUAGAAAGAAGAUCUCAAGUCUCAACCCUGCUUACAGCCAAUACUCCCAGAAAAGUAUUGAACAGGCAGAAGAUGCUCAUAGGAAAGAACACAAACCCAAAAAGCCUGGCAAAUAUAUCUGCCCAUACUGUAGCAGGGCGUGUGCCAAACCAAGCGUCCUAAAGAAACACAUCAGGUCCCAUACUGGUGAGCGGCCAUACCCAUGUAUACCUUGUGGUUUCUCUUUCAAGACAAAGAGCAAUUUGUACAAGCACAGGAAGUCUCAUGCCCAUGCAAUUAAGGCUGGAUUGGUACCUUUCACAGAGUCAUCUGUAUCUAAAUUGGACCUUGAGGCUGGUUUUAUUGAUGUAGAAGCAGAGAUACAUUCGGAUGGCGAGCAGAGUACAGACACGGAUGAGGAGAGCUCUUUAUUUGCUGAGGCUUCUGACAAAAUGAGCCCUGGCCCUCCCAUCCCAUUGGAUAUUGCUAGCAGAGGUGGCUACCAUGGGUCCUUGGAAGAAUCCUUGGGCGGUCCGAUGAAGGUGCCAAUUUUGAUUAUCCCCAAAAGCGGGAUCCCACUACCUAGUGAAAGCUCUCCGUAUCUGGGCUCUGACAUGCUCCCAAAUCCGUCUCUGCAUGCGAAGGCUGAUGACUCUCACACAGUGAAACAGAAACUGGCACUACGGCUGUCUGAGAAGAAAGGACAAGACUCUGAGCCAUCCCUCAACCUCCUGAGCCCGCACAGCAAAGGAAGCACUGAUUCGGGCUACUUUUCCCGCUCGGAAAGUGCAGAGCAGCAAAUCAGCCCACCCAACACAAAUGCAAAGUCUUACGAAGAGAUCAUCUUUGGAAAAUACUGUCGACUUAGUCCAAGGAACACACUCAGUGUGACUCCCACAGGUCAGGAGCGCACCACCAUGGGGCGGAGAGGCGUCAUGGAACCAUUACCUCACGUCAACACCAGGUUGGAGGUCAAGAUGUUUGAAGAUCCUGUCUCACAGCUGAUUCCCGGCAAAGGAGAAAUGGACCCUGGUCAAGCAAGCAUGCUGAAGCCCACGAAAUUCAACACUGAGUGUAGGCAACCGCAGGCCGUCCCAUCAUCCAUCAGGAAUGAAGGAAAACUUUACCCAGGAAACUUCCCAGGCAGCAAUCCAGUUCUCUUAGAGGCGCCCGUGGACUCUUCACCCCUUAUUAGAAGCAACUCAAUGCCAACUUCCUCAGCAACUAACUUAAGUAUCCCUCCUUCUCUGAGAGGAAGUCACUCGUUUGAUGAACGGAUGACAGGGUCAGAUGAUGUGUUCUAUCCCGGCACUGUAGGCAUACCUCCUCAGCGCAUGUUAAGACGACAAGCGGCAUUUGAGCUGCCAUCGGUACAGGAGGGGCACAUGGAGUCUGAGCACCCUCCCAGGAUGCCCAAGAGCCUUGCCAGCUCAUCUCUGAAAGAAAAGAAAUUGGCUCCUGGAGACAGGGUUGGGUAUGACUAUGAUGUCUGCCGUAAACCGUAUAAGAAAUGGGAAGACUCCGAAACACCAAAACAAAGCUACAGGGACAUCUCUUGCUUAAGUUCUUUCAAGCACGGAGGAGAAUACUUUAUGGACCCCUCCAUACCAUUGCAGGGAGUGCCAACCAUGUUUGGGACUACCUGUGAGAACAGGAAACGCAGGAAAGAGAAGAGUGUAGGGGAUGAGGAGGAUGCUCCCAUGAUUUGUGGUGGCAUGGGAAGUGCUCCCGUGAGCAUGAUGUCUUCCGAGUAUGACCCCAAGAUGCAGGAAGGAGGAAGGAGUAGCUUCGCCAUGACAGGCCACGAGAACCUUCCUCACGGUCACUCUGAGCGUUUUGACCCAGCUCGACCCCAGCUAUCAUCUGGAAGUCCAUCUCUUGGCUCAGAGGAUUUGCCCUCAGCUGCUGAUCCUGACAAGAUGUCAGACCUGAGCAGGAAGCCUCCCGGAAACGUGAUUUCAGUGAUUCAGCACACAAACUCGCUGAGCCGGCCCAAUUCCUUUGAAAGGUCCGAGUCAGCGGAAAUGGUGGCCGGUACACAGGACAAGACCCCUUCACCCUCUGAGACAGGUGACAGUGAGAUUAUGGAAGCCCCUAUAAGCCCAGAAUGGGCCCCUCCAGGCGAUGGGGCAGAAAGUGGAAGCAAGCCAACCCCUUCACAGCAGGUGCCACAGCCGUCCUACCAUACACAGCCCAGGCUUGUUCGCCAGCACAACAUCCAGGUUCCCGAAAUUAGAGUCACAGAGGAACCUGAUAAACCUGAGAAGGAGAAGGAGGUUCCUGCCAAGGAGCAAGAGAAGCCUGUGGAGGAAUUCCAGUGGCCCCAGAGAAGUGAGACCCUUUCCCAGCUCCCUGCUGAGAAGUUGCCUCCCAAAAAGAAACGCUUGCGGCUGGCAGACAUGGAGCACUCCUCCGGGGAGUCCAGUUUUGAGUCCACAGGCACUGGCCUCUCUCGAAGUCCCAGCCAAGAGAGCAACUUAUCCCACAGUUCCAGCUUCUCAAUGUCCUUUGAGAGAGAAGAAACGCUUAAGCUCGCUGCACCCCCUAAGCAGGAUGAGAGUGGGAAACAUUCUGAGUUUUUGACUGUCCCCGCGGGUACAUACUCAUUGUCUGUCCCAGGUCAUCACCACCAGAAAGAAAUGAGGCGUUGCUCCUCCGAGCAAAUGCCUUGUCCUCAUCCGACAGAAGUCCCAGAAAUACGGAGUAAAUCGUUUGAUUACGGGAAUCUGUCCCAUGCUCCGGUGUCGGGAGCAUCCCCGUCCACAUUAUCACCAUCCCGGGAGAGGAAGAAAUGCUUUCUGGUGCGACAGGCUUCCUUCAGCGGCUCCCCAGAAAUCGUCCAAGGUGAAGCCGGUGUGGACCCCAGCGUCAAGCAGGAGCAGAUGGAGCAGCUGCAUGCUGGCCUCAGGGCUGCCUGGUCCUCUGUGCUCCCGCCCCUCCCAGGGGAUGACCCAGGCAAGCAGGUGGUCGGUCCCUGUGGCCAGUUGAGCUCAGGGCCACCACUCCACCUUGCCCAACCACAGAUCAUGCACAUGGACAGUCAGGAAUCUCUGAGGAAUCCGUUGAUGCAACCAACAUCCUACAUGGCCAGCAAGCACUUACCCGAGCAGCCGCAUCUGUUCCCACAUCAAGACACAGUCCCAUUUUCUCCUACCCAGAAUGCCUUGUUUCAGUUUCAGUACCCGACUGUCUGUAUGGUUCAUUUGCCAGCUCAGCAGCCUCCCUGGUGGCAGGCGCAUUUCCCCCAUCCCUUUGCCCCACACCCUCAGAGCAGCUACAGCAAGCCUUCUUUCCAAGCUGACGUUCAUUCUAGCUACCCCUUAGAGCACGUAGCAGAACACACUGGAAAGAAAUCUGCUGACUAUGCACAUGCAAAAGAGCAUACUUACCCGUGUUACUCCGGAACAUCAGGGCUACACUCCAAGAACCUCCCUCCGAAGUUUCCGUCAGACCCGAGCAGUAAAUCCACUGAAACGCCCACCGAGCAGCUUCUUCGAGAAGAUUUUGCCUCCGAAAAUGCCGGGCCUUUGCAGUCCCUCCCGGGAACGGUGGUUCCAGUUCGGAUCCAGACCCACGUUCCAUCCUAUGGCAGUGUCAUGUACACAAGCAUUUCUCAGAUACUUGGACAGAAUAGCCCCGCGAUUGUCAUAUGCAAGGUUGAUGAGAAUAUGACCCAAAGAACACUGGUAACCAACGCAGCCAUGCAAGGGAUAGGAUUGAACAUAGCCCAAGUGCUUGGGCAGCACACAGGCUUGGAAAAAUACCCUCUUUGGAAAGUACCUCAGACCUUACCUCUGGGCUUAGAAUCCUCCAUCCCCCUGUGUCUACCUUCCACCUCGGACAGCGCAGCCUCUCUUGGAGGAAGCAAGAGGAUGCUGUCUCCAGCCAGCAGUUUGGAGCUCUUCAUGGAAACAAAGCAGCAGAAACGGGUGAAGGAGGAGAAGAUGUACGGGCAGAUUGUGGAAGAGCUCAGUGCGGUGGAGCUAACCAACUCAGACAUCAAGAAGGGCCUCUCCCGCCCCCAGAAGCCCCAGCUAGUGAGGCAAGGGUGUGCUUCGGAGCCAAAGGAUGGCUCCCAGUCAAGGUCAUCUUCCUUCUCCUCCCUGUCGCCUUCCUCUUCUCAAGACCAUCCGUCUGCCAGCGGGCCUUUUCCUCCCAACAGGGAGAUGCUUCCGGGUUCCAGGGCACCUCCACGACGGAAGUUCAGCGGGCCAUCAGAAAGCAGAGAGUCCUCCGAUGAGUUGGACAUCGACGAGACUGCAUCAGACAUGAGCGUGAGUCCUCAAAGCUCCUCCCUGCCCACUGGAGGCAGUCAGCAGGAAGAGGAAGGGAAGACCCGCAAGCUGCCUGUUGGCAUGCUAGUUCACAUGGCCUCUGGCCCUGGAGGAAGCGUGGCCAAUUCCACCUUUUUUUUCACAGACGUGGCAGAUUUCCAGCAGAUCCUUCAGUUCCCCAGUCUGCGGACAACAACUACUGUGAGUUGGUGCUUCUUAAAUUAUACAAAACCCAAUUUCGUGCAACAGGCCACGUUCAAAUCCUCAGUUUAUGCUUCAUGGUGCGUUAGUUCCUGUAACCCAAACCCGUCAGGAUUGAACACCAAGACCACGCUGGCCCUUCUGAGAUCCAAACAAAAAAUCACUGCAGAAAUUUAUACUCUGGCUGCUAUGCACAGUCCCGGAACUGGCAAGCUCACAUCCUCCAGUGCUUGGAAGCAAUUUGCACAGGUGAAGCCUGAUGCACCCUUCUUGUUCGGCAACAAACUAGAAAGGAAAUUAGUGGGGAAUGUCUUAAAGGAAAGAGGAAAAGGAGAGAUUCACGGAGAUAAAGAUCUUGGAUCCAAACAAACCGAGCCAAUCCGAAUUAAGAUCUUUGAAGGGGGGUACAAAUCAAAUGAAGAUUAUGUGUAUGUCAGAGGACGUGGACGUGGAAAGUACAUUUGUGAAGAGUGUGGAAUCCGCUGUAAGAAGCCAAGCAUGCUCAAAAAACACAUCCGCACUCAUACUGAUGUCCGGCCUUAUGUAUGCAAGCUGUGUAACUUUGCUUUCAAGACGAAAGGAAACCUAACGAAACACAUGAAAUCUAAAGCACACAUGAAAAAGUGUCUGGAGCUGGGUGUCUCGAUGACAUCAGUAGAGGACACAGAAACUGAGGAAGCAGAAAACAUGGAAGAUUUGCAUAAAACAUCUGAGAAGCAUAGCAUGUCCAGCAUUUCAACUGAUCACCAGUUCUCGGAUGCCGAGGAAUCCGAUGGUGAAGAUGGCGAUGAUAAUGAUGAUGAUGAUGAAGAUGAUGAUGACUUCGAUGACCAGGGAGAUUUGACACCCAAAACAAGAUCAAGAAGCACCAGUCCUCAGCCUCCUCGGUUCUCCUCCUUGCCUGUCAAUGUUGGCGCUGGACCCCAUGGAGUUCCUUCAGAUAACUCUUUGGGACAUUCUUCAUUGAUCAGCUAUUUGGUUACUUUACCAAGUAUUCAGGUUACUCAGCUCAUGACACCCAGCGACUCUUGUGAAGAUACGCAGAUGACAGAGUAUCAGAGGCUGUUCCAGAGCAAAAGUACAGACUCGGAACCAGACAAAGACAGGUUAGACAUCCCAGGUUGCAUGGAUGAAGAGGCCAUGUUGUCUUCAGAGCCAAGCUCCUCCCCAAGAGACUUCUCCCCCUCCAGCCACCAUUCUUCACCAGGAUAUGAUUCUUCACCCUGUCGAGAUAAUUCGCCAAAGAGGUAUCUGAUACCCAAAGGAGAUCUGUCACCCAGAAGACAUUUAUCGCCUAGAAGAGAUUUGUCACCCAUGAGGCAUCUGUCACCAAGAAAGGAAGCUGCAUUGAGGAGAGAGAUGUCUCAAGGGGAUGCUUCACCAAGAAGGCAUUUGUCUCCAAGGAGGCCAUUGUCUCCUGGAAAAGACAUGACAGCAAGAAGAGACCUCUCUCCCAGAAGAGAGAGAAGAUAUAUGACCACCAUCAGAGCACCAUCUCCCAGAAGGGCUUUAUAUCAUAACCCGCCGUUACCCAUGGGACAGUAUCUGCAAACAGAGCCAAUUGUAUUGGGGCCUCCUAAUCUCAGAAGAGGAUUACCUCAGGUUCCUUACUUCAGUCUCUAUGGAGACCAAGAAGGUGCUUAUGAACAUCACGGCUCCAGCCUUUUCCCUGAGGGUCCUACUGACUAUGUCUUCAGUCAUCUUCCUCUCCACUCUCAGCAGCAAGUCCGAGCUCCUAUCCCCAUGGUGCCAGUUGGUGGGAUCCAGAUGGUUCACUCCGUGCCACCGGCCCUUUCUGGUUUACAUCCUCCACCCACAUUGCCUCUGCCCAUGGAGGGCUCUGAGGAGAAGAAAGGAGCACCAGGGGAGGCCUUCACUAAGGAUCCCUACACCCUUUCCAGGCGGCAUGAGAAGCAAGCCCCUCCCAUUUUGCAGUCAUCUGGUCUACCUAGCUCACCCUCCUCCCCACGGCUAUUGAUGAAACAGAGUACUUCAGAAGACAGCCUCAAUGCCACAGAGAGGGAACAGGAAGAGAACAUACAGACUUGUACAAAAGCCAUCGCCUCACUCCGGAUUGCCACAGAAGAGGCAGCUCUGCUUGGGGCCGAUCAGCCCACGUGGGGGCACGAGCCCCACCAGAAACCCUUGGAAAGUGCACCCAUCAGCAUGAGACACUUUAGCGGGCCUGAGCCAGGUCAGCCUUGUACCUCAGCAGCCCACCCUGACUUACAUGAUGGCGGAAAGGACAGUUUGGCGCCAUCACAGACUGCAGGAGCUCACUCCACAUUUUACAGCAAGGGCAGCGUGGAUGAGAAGAAGGCGGACUUUCCUAGCAGCAAGGAAUUAUCUUUAAGCACAGAGGAAGGUAACGAACCUUCAUCAGAGAAGAAUCAACUACAUUGAUCUGAGUUGCAUGGACACGUUCAUUUCCAUAUUUCCCCUUUUUUCUUGUUUUUGUUUUUCUAGGAAUAGAGGUAACCGAGUUGAUAGCAUGCCUGUCCUAAGUUACAAUAGUUGGCUAUUAUAAAUACUUUUGUUGUUUUGAAAACAAUUAGGUAAAUCAACAAGUCAUCUUGAGCCUGACCAAAACAAAAUUUGAAAUUAACCUAUUGGGUCUGGUACUUUUAAAAUUGUACAGAUGUUUGUGCCUUUUCUUUACUUUGCUUAUAUUCUUAUAAGCAUUUUUUAGCAGUAAUUUGUACAUAUUUUAGAAUUUGUGUAUCUGCUUUGUAAUAAAUGUAAUUUCUUUCCUCUUUUGGACACUUGGAUCUAAAUGGUGUAAAGCAAAACAGCAUCAAUAUAUAUGUGAGGUUGCACUAAAACAUAUUUUUAUAUGAUAAAAAACUGAACAGCUUUUAUGUACAGCUCUGAUUCUGUAAUACUAAUAUUUAUUUUGUUUCAUAAAUUGUACAUUUUUUCUUAAUGUUGUGGAUUGCUUUUCUAUGUGAAGCAUGGAUUUACUGUUGCGUAACUAGAACAGAAAUGUCCAUUGUAAGCAAGAUAUUUAAGCUAGAAUAUCUUAUUCUGCACUUAUGCAUUAGUUAUUAAAAAAAAGAUAAAGGACGUAUCCGUUGGUUCUUAACUUGUAAAUUCUUUCUGUCUCGUUUGCUGGACUGACAGUAACUUAAGAGCUGAUUGUGAUUUUAAAUGGAUAGUACCGUAAAGCAUUAAAGUAAACAAUGUGCUAUUGUGAGUUUUUUCAAAGCUUUAUAAAUCAGUUAUAAAUAAUAUUAAAAGUAUUUGGUCUUCUGUGAACAUGUUGAUCUAUAUACUCAUCUAAAAAUAUGGGAAAAAACAUUCCGCCCCAUGUAAAUAUGUACAAGUGCAUCAUUGGUGCAGUUUUGCGUAACUCAGUUGGACACGAGGUUGCCACAGACCUCAGCUAGGGUGUCUUUAAAAAUUAAAAUGACAGAGCACAUGGGACUGUGUAGAGCUUGGUUAUCGGCCGGCCCGGUGGCUUGGUAGGCAGUGCUGUGCGCUGCCUGUGGAAAAGACCUGGACUUGAAAAUCUUGGUUCUUGCUGCACAGGAUAGUGACUGGAACUAAGGCUGCAUGGAGGGAUUGCACUUGGACUUGAGGGUUGGGUGUGGAAGCGGGGAAGGGGGAUGGAGACCUGCUCCCCGGCUCUUCCCAUCAGCCUGUUCGUAUGGUUACAGGGUUAACAUCAGCAUUAGGGGAUGCCGCCUUGCCCUUCCUACAGGGAAAGAGUGUCUCUCCUGGCUGUCUCAGGGGGAAUGAAGAAGAGAAGCCUUCAAGAGAAAGCAGCUCUUGGGAGGAGGAAGUUUUUUGUAUAUAACCUUCAGAACGGCUUUUGGUCAGUGUUGAAGGUGGGAAGAGCCUUUGCAGGUCCAGAAGAGCGGAGCAGAGGGAGGGGUACAGCAACAUGUGCACACGCACGCACAUGUAUGUGCAUGCGCACACACAAUCUGGGUUAUCUUUGUGCUAUAUAGUGGAUUAUAAUUCUGUGAAACCAAGUUUGUAUAUUGAAUUACAUUAAGGAGUGUUCUUUAAAAAGAGAAAUAAAUAUACAAUUACAUGCU